AUGUUUUUGCACAGAGAGGGGCCGUUCUGUGAUUACUCCUUGCCACUAAAUCCUCAGCAGAACUACACUUACUGCUCACAAGACUGGAAAGAUGCGCUUCUCAGAGGCCAGUGUCUGGAUGCUAUGAAAAUGGACACAGAAGCCGAACUUUCCGCACAUCAGAUUCGCGUGUCACUGCAGGGUCGCGAACUCUGGGACAAAUUCAGUGGCAUAGGAACGGAGAUGAUAAUCACUAAAUCCGGCAGACGUAUGUUUCCCGCCUGCAAAGUAAGCAUCACGGGGCUGAACCCCAAGGCCAAGUACGUGCUGGUGAUGGACAUGGUGCCUUUUGAUGAUAAUAAAUACAAGUGGAACAGGGACAGAUGGGAGGUGAACGGUGUGACCGAGCCCCACCUCCCCAAUCGCUUCUUCAUCCAUCCUGACUCGCCGGCGCUCGGAGAGAGGUGGAUGCAGUACCCCGUCUCCUUCCACAAGCUCAAGCUCACCAACAACACCCUCAACACCAGCGGCUUGGUGAUUCUCCACUCCAUGCACAAAUACCAGCCUCGCCUGCACAUCCUGCAGACCCCAGAGCCCUCCAGCGGACACUCGGGAGGUUGCCUGCGCUUCACCUUCCCAGAGGCUGCCUUCAUCGCUGUGACGGCCUACCAGAACUCAGAGAUAACAAAACUAAAGAUAGACAACAACCCAUUCGCUAAAGGCUUCCGUGACGGGCUAAAUAGUAAAAGGUACAGGGAAAAGCCAGAAAAGACCUCCAGCCAACAGCCUGUAGAAAAUGAUCAAGAAAGAGGAUCAAAAAGCCGUGCUGUAUUAAGCACAUUAGACACAGGAGAUGGAGCGGACCUCACAGUCUCAAGUUCAGAAGAUUCCCGCAGUUUUGGGUGCAGGACGGGCAGCAGUGAGGCUCCAAACCCUUUCAUCUCCGCGUUCAUGAGCCAGGGACCCUGUGGCCCGGAGGAAUGGGGAGAGGGCGUCAGGUUACCCAACAACCACAACACGCUCCCUGCCAUCCCUUACACCAGCUCCAGCCACUAUGAGGCCAGAGCUUCUCGUCCCACGAAUGCGGUCGUGCCCCUCUCCAGACAGCCCCUUCACGACCAGUCCUUCUCAGAAAGCCUGGUAUGUGGAAACCUGCCUCAUUUCCCACAGAGUCUACCCGCUCCAAGCGGCAGGGCCGUGGACCAGCAACGGUGUCCUGGGGGGAACCCUGUGGCCAUGCUGGAAGCUGGCGUGGUGGAGAAAAAGGAGCGGCAGCAGCCGGAGUUCGAGUGCACCCUCCCAUUCCCGCCAAAGGUCAGUAGGGUCCAACUCCCCGAAAGCACACUGAGGAGCCUGGAGAUGAGCCUACCCUCUGACCCCAGCGGCCCCCGGCCCCUCUCAGACAUCCUCAACAGGAUCCGGGGGAGGCGCGAGGGGGUGGCAGGCAGCCCGGGGAAACCGAUACAGGCGGAGGCUGCGUGGGCGCCCCUGGCCUUCAGCAAGGAGGCCGUGGCGCCAUUUUACCAGCCACCACUGGACCACAGUAGCGAGUACCUUGGGUUGCAGGGCAUGCUGGGAUACCCAAACACCAUUGCAGCCAGUGCGCAGCUGAGCAGCGGCCACGCUGACCCCCGCGUGCCCCCAGCCUCCCUGGAGUAUCCAUACAGAACGCCUCUGAUCGAUUUCUACUUGAAUGAGUAUGCUGGGAAAUGAAGUCCAUCAACAUG
Megalops cyprinoides (Indo-Pacific tarpon) is the source of this 1706-nucleotide messenger RNA. It is a transcript of the gene tbx16l, whose product is annotated as T-box transcription factor 16, like. Lineage: Eukaryota; Metazoa; Chordata; Actinopteri; Elopiformes; Megalopidae. The record is from RefSeq and is a predicted model, not a curated record. Gene Ontology annotation, cellular component: nucleus. Gene Ontology annotation, biological process: vasculogenesis; regulation of transcription by RNA polymerase II; heart looping. Gene Ontology annotation, molecular function: DNA-binding transcription factor activity, RNA polymerase II-specific; RNA polymerase II cis-regulatory region sequence-specific DNA binding. The transcript is spliced from 9 exons. The coding region runs from base 1 to 1692 and encodes 563 amino acids.